Molecule: messenger RNA, 1799 nt
Organism: Monodelphis domestica (gray short-tailed opossum)
Lineage: Eukaryota; Metazoa; Chordata; Mammalia; Didelphimorphia; Didelphidae
Source: RefSeq, a predicted model, not a curated record
AUGGAGGUGCUGAGGUCCCUGUGUGGACGGGGCCUCCUGGACUACAAAACGGAGAAAUAUGUGCUCAUCAAGAACCGGAGGGUGGGGGCCCUCCAGAGGGUCCUCCAGCUCGGCAUCCUGGGAUAUGUAGUAGGGUGGUCGCUCGUCUUCAAGAGGGGCUACCAGGAGACGGCGUCCGAUCCCCGGGUCUCGGUCAUCACCAAGCUCAAAGGGGUCUCGGUGGCCCAGGCCGGGGUGCUGGAAGGCAGGGUGUGGGAUGAGGCCGAUUACACGCAGCCCCCGCAGGGAGAAGCUGCUUUUUUCCUGGUGACUAAUUUCCUGGCCACCCCCGAGCAGGUGCAGGGCGCGUGCCCAGAGCACCCUUCGGUGCCCCUGGCGCCCUGCAUCAGCGAUGAGGACUGUCCUGCCGGAGAGAUCCUGACCCGCAGCCACGGAGCGAAAACGGGCAAGUGCGUGCGCUUCAACGCCACCUACGACACCUGCGAGAUCCGGGGCUGGUGCCCCGUGGAGAGUGGCGACGGCGUGCCCAGGAAGCCGCGGCUGCAGGAAUCCGAGAACGUCACUCUCUUCAUCAAGAACUCCAUCGCUUUCCCCGAGUUCCGCUUCUUCAAGACCAAUACUCUGGAGACGCAGGACGGGGCCUACUUCAAGGGCUGCAGGUACGACGCCGCGUCCAGCCCGCUGUGCCCUGUGUUCCGGGUGCGGGACGUGGUGGAGGCGGCCGGAGCAGACUUCGAAGUCUUGGCCCGCUUGGUAAGCAGCUCUGGGCCAGCCCACCUGCCCUGCUUUGGCAGUAAAGGAGAGUACCGUGUGGACUUGGGCCGCGGGUUCAAAUCCUCCCACUGCCCGUCGGGCCGUCGGGCCUCCCCGCCCUCGACUGGGGGAGUCGUGAGGAUCGAGAUCAGCUGGGACUGCGACCUGGAUCGGCCUGGCAGCGAGUGCGAACCCCGCUACGCCUUCUGGCUGCAGGAGAUGGGCUACAACUUCAGGACAGCCACGCGCCGGUGGAGGCCCCCCGGGGUGGAGGCCCGGACGCUGCUCAAACUCUUCGGGAUCCGAUUUGAAGUCUCCGUGGCUGGUCAGGCCGGGAAGUUCAGCGUCGUGUCUGCGGGGAUCACCCUGGGCUCCGGCAUGGCCCUGCUGGGGCUGGCCACCUUCCUUUGCGACCUCCUCUUGCUCUACGUGGAUGGAGAAGCCCCUUUGUACCGGGGGACGAAGUUCGAGGAGGCCAAGGCCCCCAAGGCCCGAGUGGAGCCUCCUCCCCCGGAGCUCGCCUCUGCGCCCCUGCCAGGCCCUGCCCCAGCCCCGGAGGACCAGCAGGCCGCCUGAAGGCCUCUGGGGGCCCCCGAGGCUGGGACCCGUCAUCGUCCUCUUUCUCGGGCUCCCCUCUGCGAUGGGUCACAGGGCUUGGGUUCGAGUCCCAGCCUGUUAGACGAGGCCUCCAUCCUUCACCCUGGAGCCUCCUGGGCCUCGGCUGGGCUUCUUGGACCUCGUCCAGGGCCUGCCAAACCCCUUCCUCUGCCUUUGGGGCUUGAAACCCGCCACCCGGCUUCUCGGGACCCAGCGCCCCGCAGGGAGCCCCAUUCCUAGAUCCAGCCCGAGACCCCAGACUUAGGGCUGGGGGUGCCUCAGAGACCGCCCGGCCACCCCCAACGAGGGCACAGAUGGCGAGCUGAGCGCCUCCUGGGGCAGCAGGCCCGGCCAGGCCUUUCCCGACAAGACUCGUCGGGGCAGUCUGGGAAACCCGAGUGCUGAGGCUCCUCCCAGCCCAGACACCCCCGUUCUGGGUCUCCCCCAGC